Messenger RNA from Asparagus officinalis (garden asparagus), 888 nucleotides. RefSeq lists its product as uncharacterized. Bases 1 to 888 code for a protein of 295 amino acids. The record is from RefSeq and is a predicted model, not a curated record. NCBI's taxonomy places the organism in Eukaryota, Viridiplantae, Streptophyta, Magnoliopsida, Asparagales, Asparagaceae. The transcript is spliced from 3 exons.
AUGUCUAUCUAUACCGAGGAUGGAUCCAGGAUAUCUGACAUGCCAGGGAUUAUACAUGUAUUUACUGAUUACUAUAAAAAACUCCUUGGUGCUACUAGAUCUACUGCUCCUCCAGACCCAGCUGUGAUUUCUAAUGGUCCAAUUAUCACUCCUAACCAGUCUAAUGAAUUGAGUUGUCAUGUUACUAGAGAAGAGAUCAAACAAGCUGUUUUCUCUAUGGCUGAGGGCAAAGCUCCUGGACCUGAUGGCUUCAGCAUUAUUUUCUUUAAGAAGGCUUGGCACAUUAUCAGUGAAGAUCUUUUCCUAGCAAUUGAAGAGUUCUUUUGCUCUGUCUAUAAAAUCAUCACAAAAAUUAUAGCAAGCAGAAUUCAGAGGGUUCUGGGUCACUUGAUUAAUGAUGCACAAAGCGCUUUUGUUAAAGGGAGACUCAUUUCUAGCAACAUUUUGAUGGCUCAUGAACUGGCUAAGCAUUAUGGAAGGAAAAACAAUUCUCCAAGAGCUAUUCUACAUAUAGAUUUGAGGAAGGCUUUUGAUACUAUAAACUGGGACUUUAUCAGGGUUGUUAACUGCAAAGCUGAUAUGGAUUCAAUUUCAAGAUUGAAUAGAUGUCUACAAGAUUUUAGUCAAGUUUCUGGUUUGGAAGCAAACCCCAACAAAUGCUCAAUAUUUUUGAGUGGAGUUAAUGAUAGUCUAAGAGAACAGAUAUGCAACUAUCUUAAUUUUUCUAUGGGGGAGUUGCCAAUUCGCUAUCUGGGCAUGCCGCUGAUUGCAAAAAGGCUUACUUACUUGGAUUGCUCUCCUCUAAUCAGCAAAAUUUCUGGACGAUUUCAAUUCUGGCAACAAAGGAGGAGUUUAUCAUAUGCUGGAAGAAUUCAGUUGAUAAAAUAA